CUUGAAACAAGCACCUAGCAAUGUAAUAUAUAUUUAUAUAUGCAUAAGCAGGCCUUCAAAGAAGCCAAACUCGACUCUUUCUCUUCUUCUUCUUCAUAAUCUUAUUGUGUUCUCUGCUUUUCAUGGCAACAUCGUCAUCCUCGACCAUAGGCAUCACAGUUGAAAAAAAUCCCUCAGAUUCCAAGUUAUCUGAAUUGGGUAUCAAGUCAUGGCCCAAAUGGGGCUGCCCUCCGGGAAAGUAUACGUUCAAAUACGAAGCAGAAGAGACAUGCUACUUGCUCAAAGGCAAGGUGAAAGUGUUUUCAAAAGGGUCUUCAGAAUUUGUAGAGUUUGGUGCAGGGGAUCUCGUGAUCAUCCCCAAGGGAAUAAGUUGCACUUGGGUUGUUUCUGUAUCUAUCGAUAAAUAUUACAAAUUUGAUUCUUCCUGAAUUAAAUGAUUAAGCAGUCGAACAACUUUUUGUAAUUUUUUUGUCUAAGGAAUCUGAAACUUUUUGUUAGGUUGAUUCUACAUCACUAGUUAUCAAUUGCAUGGAUGUUAUUCUGGAUAUGUUGAAGAGAAGAACAUGUGCCUUUGACUGAACUUGGUCUCUGGUGCUUUCUUCUUGGCGUUAUUGUCCAUGCAGAAUUUUUACAGAUUGUUAUCUUUGCUUCCAUGUUUAUGUUUGCCUUUUUAACAAUUAAUGAGAAAUAUGAGUUCAUUUUCUAUA
This is a messenger RNA of Mangifera indica (mango), 707 nucleotides long. RefSeq lists its product as uncharacterized. The transcript is spliced from 2 exons. Lineage: Eukaryota; Viridiplantae; Streptophyta; Magnoliopsida; Sapindales; Anacardiaceae. The coding region runs from base 123 to 428 and encodes 101 amino acids. The record is from RefSeq and is a predicted model, not a curated record.